GUACACGCUUGCAGGGCUGCAGCUUUUUAAAUACAGAAACAGACGUGCACGUAAAUAAAGACGACAAAGUGACCCUGCCUCGGUCCGUACACACUUGCAGGGCUGCAGGUUUUGCACAUAGCGUGCUAGCUAGCUAGGUAGAUUGCUAACUUAGCUAGCUGUACGACCUAGCUAGCAUCCAAUAUCUGUUUUCCCCCAAAAGUCGUCGACAUGUCGGCAUUUUCAGAGGCAGCGUUGGAGAAGAAACUAUCGGAGCUUAGCAACUCCCAACAAAGUGUUCAGACACUGUCACUUUGGCUUAUCCAUCAUAGAAAACACUCGAAGACCAUCGUCAACGUUUGGUUCAACGAAUUGAAAAAAGCCAAGGUAUCCAGGAAGCUCACCUUCCUCUACCUCGCCAACGAUGUCAUCCAGAACAGCAAGAAGAAAGGACCCGAGUUCACCCAGGACUUUGCUCCUGUCAUCGUUGAUGCCUUCAAACACGUGUCCAGGGAAGGAGAGGACGGAUGUAAGAAACAGCUGGGCCGGGUUCUGUCCAUCUGGCAGGAGAGAGCUGUGUAUGAGAACAACCUGCUGGACCAGCUCUCUCACGUCCUGCUGGGAGAGAAGAAGGCCAAGAAGAGGCCGUAUGAGGAGAUUCAACUGGACGACCAAGAUCUGGCCUCCCAGAGCUCCCCAGCAGAGCCCCCACAGACGGCGGAGUUAAUCCGGGCCCUGCAGGAGCUGGAGAAUGCAGCCUCCGGGGACUCGGCGCUGCGCCAGCGGAUCUCCUCCCUGCCUGCUGAGGUGCAGGACCCGUCACUGCUGCACAGGAUCACAGGAGUACAAGCGCAAGCUGGCACGGGUGACCCAGGUACGGAAGGAGCUGCGUACUCGUCUCAGCAACCUACCGGACCUCUCUCUGCUCCCCAGUGUGACCGGUGGACAUUUGCACCUGCCCUCAUCUGGUGUCGAACUUUAUGACCCCACAGCCUGACAGUUCACCUGUGCUUCUCACCCCUGACUGACCAUCCACCCUCUGAUUGACACAUCUCUCGCCCUAUUUAACAUGUGGACUUCACUAAGUGGACAUCAAAGUCACUUAGUAACCUUUGAUUGACGCAUCUCCCAACCUAUCAUUGACCAUGUGCAUCUUGCCAUUGCGCCACUUACUGUUUGACUUAGGCUCUCUCCUAUCUUUCCCCAUGUAGUCAUGUUUAUCAUUCCUUCCCGAUUGACACUGUUCAUGCCUCUCUUACCAAUCAUCAUGUAACCCUCCUAUUUGCCAAUAAUCCCUCUUAUUCUUUUCACAAUAGAUCAUUUGUCUGAUAUAUAUAUAUAUAAUUGAUAUAUAAAUCCUAUGCUUUCACAUCUAUUGCUAUUUAAUGAAAGGCAUGACCCAUGUUUUCCAUACAUAAUGAACUCUCUUUCUUCCCCUCUUCUGUUCUUCCUCUGAAUACAUGUACUGGUUUAGUGAUUCCCUCUUGGCUUUCACCAACAGUCUUCCCAUGAUAUUCCUCUUCUGUUUCCCCUCGACACCUAACCCCAACCUCCCCAAAAUUGUCAGGAAGAUAUUGUUGUAAUAUUAUUUUUGUAUUUACAGGUAUAGUGAAUUUAGAUAGCACCAGAAAUUGUAUAAUGCAGUAGUCCCAAUGAAUACAUCCCCUCAGUGUGGUAUCAAUAUAAUCAGCUGCAGUAUUUUAUUACAAAUGAUUAUCAUCUUUAUGUGUUAUUUUAUAACUGCUCUAAAGUAUUCCCAUUAUGCGGACACAGCUCACUGGGUUUUAGAUCUUGCUCUUGGGUGCUUCAUUAAUAGCAGGGAUUGUUACUGUUUAAGUUCUAUAUUAAUGGCCUUAAAACAAUGAAUCCUGUUCAGAGAAGUUCUCUUGCCCAGAUUUAAUUGUCUAAUUAAAUAGUUGGGAAAUGUUAGGUUACUGUUAAAAGUAACAGGUUUUCACUUGUUUUGAGAAAAGCUUUUGAAAAAACAAAAACAUCCAUUGUUAAUUGUAAACAUUGUUCUUGAAGCGGUAACCUAUUUAUUUAUUUUUACCUCAUAGACAAAGUUGCCUGUAAAUACUAGGAACCAAUUGGUUUUAUCUUGUAUUGUCAUUAUGGGCUCCCGAAGACCUGGUAGUCAUUCCAGAAAAGCCUUGAGUCUCAUUGCAGAUGGAGCUUUAUAGAUGUUUAAUGUCUCCAUAAUAGUUGAAGCCUUUCCCAUAUUGGAACAAGUGAGUGGAGACAUCAGUGUUGUGUGCUUGUUUACUGUAUAACUUACUGCCCCUUGGUUUUAACCUCUAGUGAAUGUUGUUCAGCCACCUAUGAUAGCUAUGCUCUUUAAAGAACUUGAAGGGGCCCACUGUUUGAAAAACCAUACCUUAUAACUUACUUGACUGAUUUGUAAGUGUUCAUUGAAACACAAAUUGUUGUAACGCGUUCAGUUCUCAGAACCAAAUAAACAGCAAAACAGAGGAUAAUUUA
Molecule: messenger RNA, 2457 nt
Organism: Coregonus clupeaformis (lake whitefish)
Lineage: Eukaryota; Metazoa; Chordata; Actinopteri; Salmoniformes; Salmonidae
Product: regulation of nuclear pre-mRNA domain-containing protein 1A
Exons: 6
Coding region: 211-963 (250 amino acids)
Biological process (GO): mRNA 3'-end processing
Cellular component (GO): RNA polymerase II, holoenzyme
Molecular function (GO): RNA polymerase II C-terminal domain binding
Source: RefSeq, a predicted model, not a curated record